Rotaria sp. Silwood1 is the source of this 1188-nucleotide messenger RNA. Lineage: Eukaryota; Metazoa; Rotifera; Eurotatoria; Philodinida; Philodinidae. The record is from the annotation of a GenBank genome assembly.
AUGACAAUGCUCAUCUACUGGUCAAUAUUAAUAAUCAUUAUUGGAAUUUUAUUCUAUGUGAUUCGAUCUGGAUAUAGGAAAAAAGAAGUUCGUCCGUCGUCUCAUAAGAAAAGACGUCAUUCGUCAUCUCAUAAACAUGAAUUUGGUAAAUGGACGCCGGUCGAUUUUCGAGCUCCCUCUCCACCUCCCUACCCAGAUUGGUCGAUUGAGACAACAAAACCAUUGCCCUAUCGUCCAUUUAAAUAUGGACCUGACUACUUUGUUACCAUGGGUCUUCGUCGUCUUGAUUUGGACGAUUGGAUCGAACUUGAUAAUCAAUGGACACGGUUUCAUGAAGAAAAAAAAGCUCGUUUAGCCACUGAACGAGCUUCUCGUCUAUGCAAGACAGCACCUGAAGCGCAAGAUGCCGCACUUGAAACCAUGGAACUACUGAGCGAAUAUUUAGUCUGCCGUUAUCCAUCAUUGUUCGAAUUCGAUUUCAGUAGUGAACACAAACAAAUUCGAAUCAAAACAACAGGAGAAUUGUACCCUAUUGAGUCGGACGAUCCUCUGAAAUAUGCCGGACUUCUUAUUCAAGACGAUCUAGCCUUGAUGAUUGAAGGCCCGGAUGGAAAAUAUUAUCUUAAAGCCGGUUCUAUUAUUCUUCCUGGAUUUUGGCGUCUCGAAGAUAAAUUUAAUAUGCCUCUGGCUCAGAUUCAUAUUUCAGGAGAUGUACCUAAAUUUAAAGAGAAAUUACAGUUCAGUAUGGAACGAUUCUUUCAAAAAUUGACACCUGAAAGUUCAGUCAUUCGACAUAAUUAUUUUAUUCAAACAGAUGAACAUUUAGCUUGGUCCGAGUCGAUUGGACCUGAAGAUGCGUUCGGUAUUGGAUGGGACAAUGCACAACCAGAUCCUCCUAUUGAAAAGAUGCAUCUUCGUAGUGAGAGACAAACAUUACGACGAUUACCACGUAGUGGAGCCAUUCUAUUCACCAUUCGCCCAUAUUUUAUUCCCAUCAUCGAGAUUGCCGAAGAACCAGACGUUCCCGGACGAUUAGCUUCAGCUAUACGAAGUUGGCCUGAAGAUGUAGCACGUUACAAAGGAAAAAAGGCCUACGAAUCCGUUUUGUUGAAAUAUCUUGAUGAAAAACAUGCAGAGCAGUGCGCAAAUGGUUUGGACAUCGCUAAUACAAGAUCGUAUCCUUAUUAA